Molecule: messenger RNA, 2609 nt
Organism: Dendrobium catenatum
Lineage: Eukaryota; Viridiplantae; Streptophyta; Magnoliopsida; Asparagales; Orchidaceae
Product: pentatricopeptide repeat-containing protein At1g56690, mitochondrial
Exons: 2
Coding region: 142-2019 (625 amino acids)
Biological process (GO): RNA modification
Molecular function (GO): RNA binding; protein binding
Source: RefSeq, a predicted model, not a curated record
UGAAAACCUUAAAAUGCAUAUUUUUUACAUGUUUUUUUUAUCAAAUAAAAAAGGAUAAACAAUUUUGCCUGUCAAUGACUAAGAGAUUCGUGAAACGAAUGAAAUUGAUAAUUGUACCGAUCACUACAUAGAGUGGGAAGGAUGCGGCUCACGCCAGUCCGCCUCUCUCGCGGCUCAACCGCCGCCAUCGUUGCAGCUAACUCCCGCAUCACUUGCCAUGGCCGCCUAGGCAAGAUUGAUGCAGCACGAAAAGUGUUCGAUGAAAUGCACGAGCACACUGUUGUCUCCUGGAACUCCCUCAUCUCCGCGUACUUCAUAAAGCAGCAACCUCAAUAUGCUCGCAACCUUUUCGAGCGGAUGCCUAAGAGAAAUACCACAUCCUACAAUGCUAUGAUCUCAGGCUACAUCAAGUUAGGUCACCUGGACGAGGCCUGCGCCGUCUUCAAUUCCAUGCCUGAACGCAACGUCGUCUCCUGGACUUCCAUGCUCCGCGGUUACAUCCAGGCCGGCGCUAUUAAAGAAGCCGAACUCCUAUACUGUCGCAUGCCAGAGAAGAACGUUAUCUCAUGGACGGUCAUGCUUUGCGGGCUCAUACAAGAUGCCCGCAUUAAUGAUGCACGUAAACUGUUCGACAAAAUGCCCGCCAAGGAUGUUGUUGCUAGAACCAGCAUGGUUUCAGGGUAUUGUCGGGUAGGCAGAACUGCUGAGGCUCGGGAGAUAUUUGAUGAUAUGCCCCGUCGGAAUGUGGUAGCCUGGACUGCAAUGAUCUCUGGGUACACCCAUAAUCUGCAACUUGAUCUCGCAAGGAAGCUUUUUGAAGUGAUGCCAUCGAAGAAUGAGGUGACGUGGACCGCCAUGCUGACUGGGUACACCCGAGCUGGGUGUAUUUUGGAGGCCAUUGAUUUAUUCAAUAGGAUGGAAGAAAAGUCUGUGAUUGCUUGCAAUGCGAUGAUUAUUGGAUUUGGGCAGUGUGGAAUGGUAACUGAAGCAAGGAAUGUUUUUGAUCAGAUUUUAGAAAAAGAUGAUGGGACGUGGAGUUCAAUGGUGAAAGUAUAUGAGCAAAAUGCUUUCCAAUUGGAGGCUUUAGAUAUGUUUCGCUCCAUGCAGUUGGCUAAUGUGCGGCCAAAUUUUUCUUCAAUCAUCAGUGUUCUUGCUGUUUGUGCUGGCCUUGCAAUUAUUGCCCAUGGAAAGCAGGUUCAUGCCAAAAUGAUUAGAACACAUUUUGAAACUGAUGUAUUUACUGUUUCAGCCCUAAUCACAGUUUAUGUCAAAUGUGGUGAUCUUGCUAAGGCUAAGAUGAUUUUUGAUAGUUUUGAAGGAAAGGACAUUGGUCUGUGGAAUUCCAUGAUAACAGGCUAUGCACAGCAUGGAUUGGGGGAGGAAGCUCUGCAAAUAUUCCAUGAUAUGCGCAUGACGGGCAUGCUACCUGAUGAGAUUACUUACAUAGGGGUCCUUUCAGCGUGUGGUUAUUCAGGGAUGGUCAAAGAAGGCAGAGAGAUUUUCAGGACGAUGAGUAUGAAUGCCAUGAUUAACCCUACUGCUGAGCAUUAUUCCUGUAUGGUUGACAUGCUUGGCCGAGCUGGACAGGUUGUUGAGGCAUUUGAAUUGAUCAGCAAUAUGCCUGUUGAAGCUGAUGCUGUGGUAUGGGGAGCUCUACUCGGAGCUUGUAGGAUUCAUAAAAAUCUUGAAAUUGCUGAAAUUGCUGCCAAAAAGCUUUUGCAGCUUGAGGCUUGGAAUUCAGGGCCUUACAUCUUGUUAUCAAAUAUUUAUGCUUCUACCAGGAGGUGGGAGGAGGUUGCUAAAUUAAGGAAGGCUAUGAGCUUAAGAAGUGUCAGCAAGUCUCCUGGUUGUAGCUGGAUUGAAGUUGACAGGAUAGUGCAUAUAUUCACUGGUGGAUAUAUAAUAGCUCAUCCUGAGCAGCAGAUUAUUAUUUUCUUACUGGAGAGAUUGGAUUGUUUAUUGAAGGAGUCAGGUUACUGCCCUGAUUUUAGCUUUGUUCUUAACGAUGUUGAUGAGUGAGGAGCAGAAGGUGCAUAAUUUACGUUAUCAUAGUGAAAGGCAAGAAGUGGCGUUUGGAAUUUUGAAGAUUCCCGAGGGAAUGCCAAUUCGUAUCAUGAAGAACUUGCACGUAUGUGGUGAUUGUCACGUUGCAAUCAAAUUGAUAUAAAAAAUCAUGGAGCGGGAGAUCGCCCUAAGAGAUUCUUACAGAUAUCAUCGUUUCAAGGAUGGUUCUUGUUCUUGUAAAGAUAAUUGGUGAAUAUCUCUGGUUUAAAUUUUCAGCUAAAGUGAAUGCAAUAAUGGCUACAUUAGGUUGGUAUUAUAUGUCAAUUUCUAAAAUUUGCGAUUAAAGAUUAAUGGCAUUGAUUUUUCAGCUUGUUCUCUAAUCAUUAACAUUCAUGUAUUGCAGCACAUAUGAAGUCCGUAAUUAUUGCACAUUAGAGUUAUAUUUUCUCUACCCCUUAUUCCGUCUGUAGAUGCUUUAUCCUUCUUGUGCAGUUACAGAUUGCUUUAGAUGGUAACAAAGCACAUUGUGAUUAUAGUAAUGCUUAGACCUUGGUCAAACUUAUAAUUUAAUGAAUUCAUUUUGAAUUAAUUCAUUGUUUUUUGAA